Molecule: messenger RNA, 2857 nt
Organism: Scomber scombrus (Atlantic mackerel)
Lineage: Eukaryota; Metazoa; Chordata; Actinopteri; Scombriformes; Scombridae
Gene: ppm1j
Product: protein phosphatase, Mg2+/Mn2+ dependent, 1J
Exons: 10
Coding region: 123-1613 (496 amino acids)
Biological process (GO): protein dephosphorylation
Molecular function (GO): protein serine/threonine phosphatase activity
Source: RefSeq, a predicted model, not a curated record
CUGAAAUGAUCAUCGUCACUGUCUGUGUGUUGUGUUUUUUUUCUGUCUCUCUCUCUCACGUAACAGCAUCGCAUCGUGUUUAAAUUUCGGAGCUUUUUUGCUGCUGGUGUCGGUAGGUGCCGAUGAUGAUAAGCAAAGUUAAAAACGCGAUGUCCACUUUGGUGGGAGGGAUGAUGCCACACGGACACCACCACAAUCAUCACUCAGGUGGAGGGCAGACCUGCGGACCGGACAGCCUGCCGCCUCGCUUCCCCUACGGCCGGCCGGAUUUCUUGGACCUCACCCCGGAGCUCCUGCAGUACUCCACCGAGCACGCAUCACGGCCGGUCCUCACGUUAAAGAGAGGCAGCAGGCUUCCCUGGCAGACGGGAUACGCAGAGGUGAUCAAUGCGGGGAAAAGCAUGCUGAACGAGGACCAGGCCUCUUGUGAGAAACUGUUCGUGAAGAAGCCGACCGGCAAACACCGCAACUCCACUCUGCUGGAGGACAACGGGGAUGGCACAGGAAUCCCUCUCCAGUUCUGGGGUGUGUUUGAUGGACAUGCAGGUUCAGGAGCUGCCAUCAUGGCCUCCAAGCUUCUUCACCGCCUUAUCAGAGACCGUUUGGGAGAAAUCUGCCACUUGCUGGAGAACCCCAACAGUGCGCCUCCUAUCUGCCUGGCUAAGAACGGCAGCCCGUACCAGGCAGAGACGAAGAAGGGAGCUGCACAGGAACCAGAGGACCCCGAUGCUGUCAGUGAUUCCGCAGUGCGCUUUCACAUGGAGAAAGUUGUCAGUUUGGAGAGUCUGGUGAUGGGAGUCAUAGAGACCGCCUUCAAACAGAUGGAUGACCUAAUUGAAAAGGAGAAAACAUCUUAUGCCAUCUCUGGUGGGUGUUGUGCCUUAGCUGCCAUGCAUAUGAUGGGGAAACUCUAUGUAGCCAAUUCUGGAGAUAGCAGGGCUAUAAUCAUCCGAAAUAAUGAAGUUGUUCCCGUGACUAAUGAAUUCACACCUGAGUCAGAGAGACAGCGGCUGCAGUAUCUGGGUUUCCUGAGGCCAGAGCUUCUGGGUAAUGAGUUCACUCACAUUGAGUUCCCCCGGAGGAUUCAGCACAGUGAGCUGGGCAAAAAGAUGCUCUACAGAGACCACACCAUGACUGGCUGGGCCUAUAAGACAAUUGUUGAAGAUGAUCUGAAAUUCCCCCUGAUAUACGGAGAGGGUAAAAAGGCACGCGUCAUGGCGACAAUCGGAGUGACCCGCGGGCUGGGAGAUCAUGACCUGAAGGUGUACAACUCCAACAUUUACAUUAAGCCCUUCCUGUCAUGUGUCCCUGAGGUGCAGGUUUAUAACAUGGAUGAAUACAAACAUGGCCCUGACGACGUCUUGGUCAUGGGCACAGAUGGAUUGUGGGACGUCACAACAGACAGGGAAGUGGCAGAUGCUGUGUCAGCUUACUUAUCCUGCUGUGACCCCUCUGAUCCCAUGAGGUAUACACUGGCAGCCCAGGACCUGCUGAUGAGGUCAAGAGGAGUGCUGAAAGAGCGCGGCUGGCGGCUACCCAAUGAGAAACUGGGCUCAGGUGAUGACAUCACUGUAUUUGUCAUCCCACUGGCAGGGCACGAGUCAGAGACAUGACGAGGUGCUGUGGUGACCGCUAUGACAGAGCUGACUCGUCAGGGUCCCUCCAACCUCCUUAAACCCCGAACCGACGGGGCAGCGGGAGAAGAAAACACCUUUGUCAUAGGUAAGAUUCGGGUAUGAGCAGCACCUUCAUCAACCACUAGACCGGACCCAGCCCGGUGUAGUGGUUGCUUCACUUCAACCCGACCCAGGAUCAGUCAUCCAUCUCCUUCGGUUGGUCUGUCAUGUAACAAAAGAUUUUCGGUGACAUUGUAAGAGAAGUCGCACUCUUUCUCCCAGACCUAUUGUUUGUGACGGUUGCCAGUGAGAAUUAAAUCCUUGUAGUAUUUUCUUUCCUGUUUUCCGAUGCUGGACCGCUACUCAAACUUUUGAAUGGACUGUGCAUUUUCAUGUCAUGAACCUGAAUGUGACUCCCUUUUUAAAAAAGAAAAAAGAAUCCUCCUGCAGUUUCACAGUCAUUAUUGUAAAGGGGAUUGCAGCAUGUGAGGAAACCAAAGAGAUGCCUUUAUGGCAUGAGGAUGGAAAUCUGUAAAAAUGAAUGAAUAAAACAUAAACAAUAAGAGAAAGAGAAAGUCCAUUAGAUUCAUGUCUGUACAUUAAAUACGCAUGGAGGUUUUACUUAACUAAAAACUGAAGAAUGGACCUUUUUUUCAGCGAUGGACCCAAACGGUAUCAGUUGAGUCUGUAUUGCCGUAUUUCCUUCGUUAAGGAGGAAUGAACAACGACACCUUAGGCACUUGAAGAAUGUUGCACAUGCUGUGUGGUAGCCUGUUGAUUUGUGACACGGUGUAUAUUUUUAUUGAAUGUGCUCAUAGAUUGAUUUAUUUUCAUUGUUACAGGAAAGAGAACAGAGGGUCAAUCAUUUGUUGAUUUUUUUUUUUAACUACGUUUUCUUUUGUUUAACCCUCAGAGGAAGAAAAGUAAUGUGUUGUCAUAAAUGUCUUGGUAUAGUAAGAUGUGAUAAAACUUCACACAUAUGCCUUAUUAUAAAAGAUGAAAGGGACUUGAGAGUUUUCUUCUUCAGAUGCACUAAAUUUGAUCCUUGUAAAAGUGGCAAAAAAAACAACCAUUGUAUGCCCUUACAUGUACCAUAUACCUCUUUUGUACCAUUUUUGUUAAUGUCAUGUUGUUAUUUGGAUUAUCCAUAUAUUUUUAAAGAAAACUUUGGUUGUAUCAGAAGUUUUAUUUUCAUGUUUCUAUCCAUAACUGUUACUUUGGUGAGAUGAUUUGUCCUAGAA